UCAUGCACCACCACCACCACCACCUUGUCUUUCUUUUUAGCUCUCAUUUCCUUUUGCUCUUUUUGUCCUGCAUUAAUGGCUUCCUCUCUGUGCUCUCUUCUGUCCCUUUUUGCCACUUUGCUUCUCGUGCAAACUCUGCGGCCGGCAGAGGCUCAAACAAGUAGCGACUCUUUCGUUCAUUCUCGGGCAGCUUAUUAUCCAAAUUCUGACCAACAAGGAACAGAUUCCGGCGCGUGUGGGUUCGGUUCCUUUGGAGCUACAAUUAAUGGUGGCGACGUAUCAGCUGCUUCUGACCUUUACCGAAAUGGUGUUGGCUGUGGCGCAUGCUACCAGGUAAGGUGCACCAACGCAGCCUACUGCUCAGACAAAGGAGUAACCGUAGUUAUAACCGACCAAGGCUCAAGUGAUCGGACUGACUUUAUUUUGAGUAAACGAGCCUUUGGUCGGAUGGCACAGACUACUGAUGCAGCUGCUUCUCUUUUUAAUCUUGGUGCCGUUGAUAUCGAGUAUAGACGUGUCUCAUGCAGCUACCCGAGUAAAAACAUAACAUUCAAGAUAGAUGAGAACAGCAACUACCCUCAUUAUUUGGCUUUCGUCAUUUGGUAUCAACAAGGCAACAAAGAUAUCACUGCCGUCCAGCUCUGCGAGACCCAGAACAUGGGGUGCAAGCUAUUGGAUCGUAGCCAUGGAGCAGUAUGGACAACUACAUCACCCCCAAGCGGGCCUUUGUCCAUAAGAAUGCUGUUCAGUGAUGGGGAAGAUGAGUCAUGGGUGGUUCCUGUCAACAACAUAUCCCAAGACUGGAAAGCUGGAGAAACAUAUGACUCGGGAGUACAAGUGAAUAUAUAGAUCGAGAACUACCUUAAAUUAAUUAAUGUCACAAUAUAUUCUUCUGUCAUAUAUAUAUAUAUAUAUAGAGAGAGAGAGAGAGAGAGAGAGAGAGAGUUAUAUUAUAUUUCUGAAAUAAAUUUCCACUGUAUUCUAUAUAUCGUAUGUAGUUGAUACGAUAUGUUCUGCAAUAAAUUAAUUGUUUUAUUAUUUAUUUGGAGAUGAGAGAAUUAGGAGAAUUCUUGAAUGUAAUCAUUACCUUGUUGACUAAUAAAAUUCAAGGUGAUCGACUUGACCUCCUUCAAUUCCA
Molecule: messenger RNA, 1138 nt
Organism: Alnus glutinosa
Lineage: Eukaryota; Viridiplantae; Streptophyta; Magnoliopsida; Fagales; Betulaceae
Product: expansin-like B1
Exons: 5
Coding region: 76-849 (257 amino acids)
Cellular component (GO): extracellular region
Source: RefSeq, a predicted model, not a curated record